CUCGGUUUGGAAGUUUUGUGUUAAGCGAACAACAGCCCGUGUUUCGGUAACAUAAAAGUCCAACGUUGCUGUGUGCAUCAGAAAGAUUUCACGCUAGAGAAACAUCAGCCCAAACUGCCCAACAAAAAUGUUCUCCAAAGUGAUCGCUGUUUUGGCCUUUGCCGCCGUGGUUGCCGCUAAGCCCCAACAUCAGCAAGCCGCCCAGUAUCCGGCCGGAGUCGAUCCGUCCCGCUGCCCGUCGUAUCCGAACUGCGACAACGCGGCCCUGCACAGCCCCAACCCCUACAACAACCAUGCCGCCAACCACUGGAACCCGAACUGGAACGCACAGCCCAGCUGGAACCAGGCCCCAGUUCCGGCACCGGCACCGGCCCCGUACUACCACGGUGCUCCUCACUCGUACCAGGCUCUGACCGGUCCCAGCCACAACUACCUCGGAGCUCCCGCCCCAACGGCCGGAGGAGACCGUUACCCCGCCGGAGUCAACCCACAAUCGUGCCCGAACUAUCCGUACUGUGAUAACACCGUCCAGGCUGGCGUUCACCAGGCUGCUCCUCUGCCAGGAUACACCACCCGCCAGUACCCGGCCGGAGUGUCCCCACACACCUGCCCGAACUUCCCAUACUGCUAAGAUACUCGCCACCAUGUCUUCUUCUCUCACCUCAGUGAUCUACUCCGUUCCAGUUCUUCCCCGUAAUUCUAUCAUUCUGCUCCACAAACUUUCAUCCUGCCCCACAUCUUCCCAAAGUUUUGCCAUGGUUGUGCAAAUGACCAGUACUGGUUUGUUUUCGUUAGUGUUUUGUGCAUGAAAUACUGCCUCGAUUAGUAGAGAUGUUACGUGUUCCUUAAAGCGAUUGAUUAACAGCAUGAACGAUAAGAGCGCAACAAUUCCAAACAUUGGAGAACUGUUUUGGUCAACAAAAAAGCCCUGUAAGAACAAAACAAGAAUAACUACAGCAACAUCUUCAUCGACUAUGUUAUCUCAGCGUGCGAUCGCACACAUCGCAAAUGAAAUUGAAAUGCAAUUGAUUUAAGAAUC
Messenger RNA from Anopheles moucheti, 1039 nucleotides. RefSeq names its product cuticle protein 1. The coding region runs from base 128 to 631 and encodes 167 amino acids. The record is from RefSeq and is a predicted model, not a curated record. The transcript is spliced from 3 exons. Lineage: Eukaryota; Metazoa; Arthropoda; Insecta; Diptera; Culicidae. Gene Ontology annotation, molecular function: structural constituent of cuticle.